Scaptodrosophila lebanonensis is the source of this 4009-nucleotide messenger RNA. RefSeq names its product rap guanine nucleotide exchange factor 4 (gene Epac). Gene Ontology annotation, molecular function: guanyl-nucleotide exchange factor activity. Gene Ontology annotation, biological process: positive regulation of GTPase activity; Ras protein signal transduction. Lineage: Eukaryota; Metazoa; Arthropoda; Insecta; Diptera; Drosophilidae. The transcript has 19 exons. The record is from RefSeq and is a predicted model, not a curated record. The coding region runs from base 45 to 3062 and encodes 1005 amino acids. Gene Ontology annotation, cellular component: plasma membrane.
AUCACAUAUUUAAGUUUAUAAGUGCUUACAAAAAAUUGACAAAAAUGGCGAUGGAAUGGAUAACUGCUAUGGACAAACGUCCUUGUGAUCGAAACUUACGUGAUGUGGAACUAAUAUCCUGUCGCUUGCGUCGCGUGGAGCCGCUCUGUCGUCUGCCGGGCUCAGCCUUGCAACAGUUGGCCAUGUGUGGGUUCUACGAGGAUUUAGAAAAGGGUGUAACGCUUUAUCGAGCUGGCGAGCAAGGACGCUACUGGUAUGCGGUUUUGGGGGGCUCCCUAGAAGUCCGCUACCAUGCACAUGCUGAUGGCGACGGGAAGACAGCCGUAACUUUGUGCAAUCUCGGCGUGGGAGCCACAUUUGGUGAAUCAAUACUUCACGACUUGCCACGUGACAGCACAGUCGUGACAAAGACAACCUGUGAGCUGUUGCGUGUGGAGCAGCAAGACUUUCGACUCAUCUGGGAGAAAAACAAGGAGUUGAUGAAUGACAUUAUCACUAAUUGCAAACUAAAGAAUGGCUUUGGUCCCGGUGUGCAGCCCGCUGCAGCAGCAUCGCCCACAAAACGCCCAUUGAGUCCGGAUCAUCCCAAUCCAGCGCUUCCCAUAACCGAGACGCCGAGUCCUGCUAUGAACCGCAUGGGUUGGGCGCUGCGCACAUUACUCGUUGCUGAUAACUCAAGUUGUCUUAAGGAUCGCAAGGUUUCGGGAAAGUUAAUACGCAAGUGUGCGCCCGGCACGGAGCUAGUGGAUUGGUUGGUCAACCUAUCGCCCAUUGUACAUACUCGUGCCCAGGCGGCUGGCAUGUGGCAGGCUCUGCUCGAAGAAGGCGUUCUGACUCAUGUCAAUAAGGAGCAACCGUUCAAGGAUAAGUGCUUUCUGUAUCGUUUUCGCUUGGAUGAGGAGGGAGGUGCUCCAGCAGCUGGCAUACCAGUGGCAGAAGAUUUAAACACGGCUAAUGAGUACAUACGCGAGGCAUUAAGCACGCUCUUCCAACGCGGUCCUGAUGCCACGUUGCGUAUGAUAUUACGGAAACCGUCGCAUGAACGCACACCCGAGGAACUGGAGCUGGUAUUUGAGGAACUCGUGCAUAUUGCCGCGCUCUCACAUUUAUCGACUAGCAUCAAGCGUGAACUGUCAUCUAUAAUUGUAUUCGAAGCCCACACACAGGCGGGCACCAUACUAUUCAAUCAAGGCGACGAGGGCCGAUCCUGGUACAUCUUGCUAAAAGGCUCGGUAGAUGUUGUGAUACAUGGCAAGGGCACAGUUGCCACUUUGAAGACUGGCGAUGAUUUUGGCAAAUUGGCUCUCAUAAACGACGCACCAAGAGCUGCUACCAUCGUACUCAAGGAGAACAAUUGUCAUCUAUUGCGAGUCGACAAGGAGCAUUUCAAUCGUAUAUUGCGUGAUGUGGAGGCCAACACCUUGAGAUUGCAGGAGCACGGCAAGGACGUUUUAGUGCUGGAACGCGUGGCCAAGCAACGCGGACAACAUUCGGCAUUCAAAUACACGGUCAUGUCGGGCACUCCCGCCAAAAUGCUGGAACACUUGCUCGAGACCCGACUGGGACAGACGGUCAGCGGCAUGGAUCCAUUCCUUGACGAUUUCCUGCUCACACAUAUUGUUUUCAUGCCCGUGGUGCAGCUGGUCGACGAGCUGGCCAAUUACUUUCAUUGUGAUGCGCAUGCUGAGGCCCAGACGCCGGAGGAUCGGGAGUACAUAAUCAACUUUAAGAAACGCGUCAUACACUUUAUGCAGAAAUGGGUCAUGGCCGUGCGGCAUGCGGCCUUCGAAGAGCCCAGCGUGUGCGAUUUUAUUGAGGACUUGGCUGCCGAAGUGGAGGCUGAUCCCGAUUUGAAUGAAGAGACAAGCAUAAUACACAACGUGCUCACACAAAUGGCGCGAUACCAGGAGGAUCGAAAUCAGAAUGCAGGCCAAAAGUGGAAGCUCCCUCCGAAUGGCCAGCCAAUAUGUUUAUUCAGCGGCAAUGCGACGCCAUCGAAAACGGUUAUACGACCGGAUGAUGACAUCAUUUUUCGUGUGUAUUGUGCCGACCACACAUACUGCACGCUGCGAUUUCCGAUGCAUACGACCGCAGAGCUAAUCAAGGCUUGCGCCGCCGAUAAGCUUCAAUUGAAUCGCGGCCCCGAGGACUUGUGCCUGGUCGAGGUGAGGUCGAAUGGAGAGCGCGCCGUAUUCAAGGAUAACGAUGUGAGCAUACCAACUGGCUUAUCGCUCAACGGCCGAUUGUUUGUGUCCGUCAAGGAUCAUUUGGAUGCACUGACACCACUGCAGGAGCAGGAAUGCCCCACAGAGGGUGUCGACAUCGAUUUGGAAGUUUUGAGCACCAAAGAGCUGGCCUAUCACAUCACAUUGUUCGAGUGGGAUUUGUUUUGGGCAGUGCACGAAUACGAGCUCCUCUAUCACACAUUCGGACGGCAUCAUUUCGGCAAAAUAACGGCUAACCUGGAUGUGUUUCUUCGACGCUUCAACGAAGUGCAGUAUUGGAUCGUCACCGAACUGGUCUCCACGCCCAGCCUAAGCAAACGCGUAGGUCUGGUGCGGAAGUUCAUUAAGCUGGCUGCCUACUGCAAGGAGUAUCAAAAUCUCAAUGCAUUUUUCGCCAUUGUCAUGGGUCUCUCCAAUAUGGCUGUAACGCGACUACAGCAAACCUGGGAGAAAAUACCAUCGAAAUUUCGGAAAAUAUUUCAAGAGUUCGAGGCUCUUAUAGAUCCCAGUCGCAACCAUCGGGCGUAUCGCGUAUUUGUGGGCAAGCUUCAGCCCCCUUUGGUGCCCUUCAUGCCGCUGCUGCUAAAGGACAUGACAUUUGCACACGAAGGCAACAAGACGAGCCUGGAUGGACUUGUGAAUUUCGAAAAGAUGCACAUGAUGGCGCAAACAAUGCGAACCAUAAGAUUUUGCCGCUCACGCAGCCUGGGUCUGGAACCACCAUCACCGAAGAGCGAGGGCGAAGUACGUUCGUACAUAAGCAGUUUUCGUGUGAUUGACAACCAACGCAUUCUCACCGCCCUGUCACAGAAAAUAGAGCCCACUAGAAAAGUUUAGAUGUAAUUUACAAGUACAAGUACUAAGUAAAUUCAAUAUAUGUUGAGCAGCCGCUUAAAGGCUUAAAUAGCUAUAUUGUCAUCAGUCAAAUAUUGAAAUAUUUUAUAUAAGUGUCUAUAAUAUGUGUUUAACCCAGAGGCGAAACCGCAUGGAAGUAACUUCAACAAAGAGCUUACCUAUUCUAACAAAUUGAGCAUUUGAGUCUAAGCAUUGAAAUCUUAGAAAACUCCAUCUCUACACUAAAACAAAACUUAUUAUUAAGCUUAGCCAAUACCCCAUAAUAUACACAUUAUAAAUAGAUACAUACUUAAAUAUUUAAAACACUAUUUAUAUAUCAAGUUCUAUUAAACUUAACCGCAUUUUGUGGUAAAUCUGUAGAUCUAUCAAUGCAGUGGUAUUGACCUUUUGAAACUUUAUGCUGUAGUACAAAAGUCUGUGAAAACAAUUGGCAACAAAGGAAAAAAUAUAAUAUGGAGUGGCAUUUGAGAGCGUGAUACUAAACUAUUAGAAGAAACAAUAUCAGAAAUGCACUACAACUUUAUCCUAAAACUCUGCAGCACACAUACAAGUAUAUAGUACAUAACCACUACUACUAUUUAAGUACUAAGUUUCAAUAUUUUGUAAAAAUGUAUAAAACAGAAGGAACCUGCACUAGCGUUCAAAAAUGCAAGUACUUGUAGAAUUCCGAACCCAAAGUAGUAACACAGACAAAAUUUAAAUUAAAAAAAUUAGCAAUUUAUUUUUCUAUCACUAAUUGGGAAGUAAAUACUAUAGAAUAGAUAUUAAGCAAAAUUCUAGUUGAAACUAGUUAUUAGCAAAUACAUACUUGUAUGUAGUAAAUAGUUGCGCAUAAGUCACGUAGUCCUAGGUAUUUUAAUUUUGUUUAAUAUUUUUAUUUUAAAACUUUAUACAGAAAAAUACUAAUAAAUUACAACUACAUUAAUCUA